Messenger RNA from Dendronephthya gigantea, 4212 nucleotides. Its product is annotated as transport and Golgi organization protein 6 homolog. Gene Ontology annotation, biological process: protein secretion. NCBI's taxonomy places the organism in Eukaryota, Metazoa, Cnidaria, Anthozoa, Malacalcyonacea, Nephtheidae. The record is from RefSeq and is a predicted model, not a curated record. The transcript has 12 exons. Bases 425 to 3961 code for a protein of 1178 amino acids.
GUUGAUGAAGAUGUUUGCUGUUUAUGAAUGAUUUCUGAAAUUUUAGUGUUUUGAAACAAUCCUUGUUGGUUUUUAACGUCAAAAUAGUCAUCGUUCUCGAAAGGAAAGUCAAUAUAAAUGACUGAACGGCUUAGUUUUAUACUAAAAUGUUUUGUUAAUUUUGUGUUUUGUAUAACCGCUUGAUUCGCCGGUACACUUUGGGCCUAAAUUGUAUGUAUUUAUUUCACAAGUUUUUAUUGUUUAUCUUCGCUGAUUCUGUUCUAUUUUCGGGGAAUAUUUAAGUCCGAUCUUUCUUCUUUAUUUCUUUUACUAACUAUCCAUGAUAUGACGGUGUUGGUUUUGGUUGGAUCCCUCCCUGGCCUGGCCUCCCCUCCCAGCCUCCCCUUUCAAAGGAAAAGUGCUGACUCAGUUGUUCCAAUUCAAGAUGGCGGACAAAGUGCAUCUUCCAACAGCUAGUGGUGGGAACCUGGAUUUGAAGGGAAUAAUUUCAAUAUUUCAGAUUUUAUCCAACACCAAUCGAAGUAAAGCUACAGACAUCCACUUAGCCGUUAAAACCACAACCAAUUUUGAUGAUUUGUUAGCGUUGAAUCUAUGUUUGCUUUGGCGAGCUUUAGAAACAGAGGAGCAUUUGAGAUCAUGUCAGGAAUUGAAGUUGUCGUUCUGUGGAAUAUUUGAGCAAGAACCGAGCUUAAAGAGGAUGGAAACAGGGUCAACAGUAAACAUCGAUAGUACAUCUGUACGAUUGAUCUUUUAUCGGUUAUGUUUGCACUCUUUAUAUCUUCUUAAAUUGUCUUUGAUGAGUCUCAAGAGGUCUGAGAACUCAACACGAGUUCCCGUAAUGGAUCUGAGCGUGAAAGAUCAACAAAUCAUCAAGACUGUUAUCCAGUUUAUUGUAGCCUUGGGUAUUUGUCCCAACCUUUUUGAAGGAGUAGGUGCAUCCUUUAAACAAAGAACUGGUUUCGGUGAUGCUUUGUGUGCUGAGCAAAAGAUCAAGUGUCCACAAUGUUUGUAUAAGUGUGUAAUGGUCUUGGUUAAUUGUCUCGACGAGCCUUCAUUAAGCUUACUGAUUCUAUCAAAGCAUUUAGCAGAUGUAUUGGCCUCGCUAAUUCAGCUUGGGUAUUGUGGAGAUGUUUGUCAAGAGGAGUUGGUUGGAAGUGAGCAGUUGAUUAGUUCUCAUGAAGAGAAUGAUGAUUUUGAAUUGGGGUGCAAAAGUGGGUCUGUGGAGAAUGAGUUAGCCGAUCAAAAUAACGAUAUUGCGAAUAAACAAGAUCUUACUGGAACAACAUUAACUUCAAAUAACAUCUGUGAGGGUGGGGUGUUAAUUUCCAAGGCUGAACAAGAAAAAUGUAGGAAAGCAUUAAAUGAUAUCAUUAAUAAAAUGUACCAACCUUUGAUCAUACGAGAACUGAUGUUUCUGCAAGGGAAUAUGUCGGGUCAAAAGAUACCCACCCCCCGUGGGAAAUCAAGCGAUACCGACGCUCACAAGGAAUCCAGGCCAGGGAUCCCUCCUUCAGAAAGGUCUGACAUGAAAGGAAAGACAGUUAGCAGAACUCCUAAAUGGAUGAGCGACGUUUGUGGUCACUUAUUGUCAAAAUGCUUGACAAAGUCAAAUGGAGUGGAGAAUAUUUUGAGAGCUAUUUUGGAGGGAUCAUCAGGUACAACCAAUGAAUGGAAGAUAUGUGAGGCCAUUGCUCAGGUUAUUGCGAAUUGUCCCAUACAAAUACAGUCACCAGAAGAAUAUUAUAAAUCUAUUUCACCUCAGGUCCUAAAGUUGCUGCAGUUACCUUCAUCAAAACUUCAGCAGCAGUACAGCCGAGCAUCAGUACAAAUUAUUCAUGCCAUGCUCAGAAAAUACCCUGAAAUCGCUUCUAAAUACAUUGCGGAUUCCUUGAUGAGACCGUUUCUUAUAAUGACAUUGGAACCAGAAGAAAGGAAGCAAACAGUUAUUGUGGAUGAAAGAGAAAUGACUUGUUGUAUUGAAGGCUUACAUAAAGUUUUUGUUGCUUCACCCAACUCCAGUCCGGUGAUGAUGAAAAAUAUGGCGAGAAUAAUAGUGCCUGUUUUUGAGCUGUUUUGCUUCGUUAGACACAGUGCAUCACAUGUGAAAACAGCGCUGCUAGAAUUACUCUCAACAUAUUUCAAGCGAACAAACAAUCUGACAGCAUUGACAAUUCUCUACGUAUUCAUCUGUAAAGAACUGCCAAACUCUGAGUCCAAAAACGCCUUCCUGGUUUCCGAGAAUACGACAAAACCCUCUGGAAACUCGGGCGAUGCCGGAGACCCCUCGAACGUUCGUGUACCAUCGGAGGAUGUCGGAAAACACUCAGAUGUUCGUAUAUCUGAACUGAAUCUGAUAUCAAAUCGUUGCAGUUUUGAAUUUGGCGAGAAUGGCGGCAUUAUCUUAAAGAAGACAGCCUCAUCCAAAGACAAGGUGGACGAGAACGUGUUUGGGAGAAUUUUUGGAAAGGAAACCGCCAUAUACGAAACCCGAGCUCUGUGUUUUGUUGAAAUUCUGCGAAAUCUUCGAAAAAAUGAAAUUCCAGGAAAUUUUUUUCUCUACCUUCUUCAAGAGGUCCAGAAAAUAAUUCUGAAGCCGAAUUUCCAAGAAAGAAUGAAGGCGUUGGUGAUUUUUAAUGUCUUGGCAUUGAUGUGCGAGAAGCUUGGGCCGGCUGUGUUGAAGAACACCGGUCACAUAAUUCAGUUCAUAGACACGACACUGACACGUGCGCAUCACGUGUACGUGGAGAGCGAGGGUGCCGCUGGCGUGUUUGAGUUAGAAACAUUGACAAUGGCCUUAGGAAUGCUGUCUGCUUUGCUGGGCGGAGCUGUCAAGGUCGAAAGCUCAGAUUUCGUUAAACUUCAAACGCUGACCCCGAUCCUACUAGAAAUCGCAGAGAGUCAUGUUGAAGAGGAAAUCAAGGAACAAGCCAACGACUUGAUGGUCGUAAUUCUCACGAAAACAAACGUUCUACGAGAAAAGGGAAACGUUUCACACGAGAAAACAAACCGACUGAGUGACGGAACGAAGAUAAAAGGCAAUAACGCUGUUGACAAAGCGAAAGAGUUCAAUCUUGAAGCUGAAGAUUUUGAAGGUGAUUCAGAUUUAGAUUUCGACACAGCAUUUGAACAGCUGUGUGAUCCAUUGUUACCAGUGCGUGGCCAUGCGCUGAUAAGAUUGGGAAAUCUACUGAAAGCUCGCGAUACGAAAGCCGUAGCAAAGGUCGAUAUUUUGGUCAAAACCUUUCGUGAUAGUCUCAUGCACGAGGACAGUUAUAUUUAUCUCGCGGCUGUUGAAGGCCUGGUCGCUGCGGCUGAUAUUCGGAGCGAUGAUGUCAUACCCUAUCUGGCGCGGGAGUUUAUGGCUUGCUGUCGAGAGGGGACCGAGGCAAGUGGUGAAAUAGACAAGGAAGAGUAUAAGUGUUUUCUGAAAGAAAAAGACAAGAAAGCAACGGUGAAAAGAUCUUCAAAUACUCGAUUAAAAGUUGGCGAAGCUCUCGUGCGCGCGGUGAAGCGUUGUGGCGAACUAGUUCCAAAAUAUUUUCAGAUUUUGACUCAUUCAUUUCUUGUCGGGGUACGGGAUGUGGACAGCUUUGUUCGAGCAAGCAGUUUGUCGAAUCUUGGUGAGAUGUUUGGUCUAUCACCGCAUAUGUUACCAACAAUUGUUCAUGAGGCAUUUCAUUGCGUCAGUACUGUGUUAAGAUCGGACAAGGCAAGCGAAGUUCGUCGAGCUGCUGUAUUGGUUCUAACACUGGUAUUGAAGGGCUUGGAUCAGAAAACGAUUCAGGUAUUAUCGGACAAAUUAAAAGACAUUUAUCAGCUCUUGAAACAAGUGGAAUCUAGCGACCAAGAUGAGACAACGCGUAUCCAUGCACAGGUGACCCUAGGAGAGUUAAAUAGAAUCAUGAGAAAACAAUUGUUUCCGGAACAAAGGCUCGUUAAACAUAUCAAAGUUCUGCCGUGAAAAUCUCGAUGGCAAUUAUAAUCUUAAUUUGUAUAUAUCGAAAGACAUUUUGUUUUGAAGAGACGAGAUACGGGGGGGUAGGGUUUGAAGGGACGAGAUACGGGGGGAUCAGGCUUCAAUAUCAAAGUAACAUUCCUACUUCGUUUGUGGAUUUAGGAAGCUGUAACUCUUGUAAGGCUCGCCGACUAAUUUAAAAGAACUCAAUAUAGUUUAUAAUUUAUAUGCGUUUUUACGAGUGAACUUCCACAUAA